CCUCCCGACCUUCCCACUCUUUCCCCUCACGGGGUGUCCUCCCAAUCGGGGCGCGAGCAUAGGCGGAUCGAUCCCUCUUGCGGUCGUCGUCCUCCGCCGGACGAAUUUAGGGGGCGUUGCGUGGCGGGGUUGAUGCUCUUCUCCUUGGAAUUCGGUGCUGCCAUGCGUUUCAUCCUUAUUGUCCAUCCUAGCUAGGUCACCCGUCACGCGGCGGGCGGCGUGUCUCACGGCUGUUUUCUUGAGUUGACUUGCAGUUUGUUGGCACGCAAUGAAAGCUAAAGAACCCAAGAAGGCAGGGGGUCGUGUCAAAUGGGAUGAAGAGAACUUGAAUGACAUCGAGUCAAACAAACCAGAAAGAGAGAAGAUCACCGAGCCCAAGACACCUUACCACCCUAUGAUUGAUGAGGAUGAAGGGCCUGUGUCACCAUUACAACUAAGUGAAGAGCCAGUGGAUAAAUCUGCUCAUGCUGAUGCCAUCAAGACUGCUCUAGCUGAAGCUGUUUCCAGUGGAAAGAUUUUCGACAGAAAUAGUUGGGAAUCAUGUGACAAUGAAGAAGCCAUAAAACAAAGCACAGCUUUUGAGGAGCACCGGAAGGUUCACUACGAUGAAUACCAUAAGAUGAAGGAGCUGCUUCAGAAGGGAACCAUGACUGAUGAUGCAGAUGAAGAUGAAAGUGAACCAGACAACAGGAAGGAGUGACAGUUCUGUCCCGGUCCGAACGCGGAACUGUGAUUAGAAGAUCUUCAGCAUCAUGAGACAGUUGGAAGCUUGGAAAAGUUUGAGGUUUCGAGUACUUCAGGACUACUAGAUGUAUUAACCAUGCACAACUGUUUUCACCCUUUCCUGCACAGAGCUAUACUGUUCUCUUCCUUGGCACUAGUUCGGAAGUGUAAGCCAUGACUCAAUCUUUGCAGCUAAGACUUUGAGAGUAUUUCUGUAGUCGGUCUUACGGACCGCAAGCUGGAACGUGGUAAGCUGCAUGCGAAUUUUUGUGACGAAUGACCGGUCAGAUGUAGGCGGUCAUUGUUUUAGCUUGCAAAAAUUCAGAGUUGCAGCUGGUAGAUUGUUAGAUUGUAAUAAUUCGAACUAUGGAUUGUUGUUACAAUCUGAUUACAAUUUGGGA
This is a messenger RNA of Setaria italica (foxtail millet), 1124 nucleotides long. Its product is annotated as protein phosphatase inhibitor 2. Gene Ontology annotation, molecular function: protein phosphatase inhibitor activity. The coding region runs from base 269 to 700 and encodes 143 amino acids. The transcript has 5 exons. The record is from RefSeq and is a predicted model, not a curated record. Gene Ontology annotation, biological process: regulation of signal transduction. Lineage: Eukaryota; Viridiplantae; Streptophyta; Magnoliopsida; Poales; Poaceae.